Spodoptera litura is the source of this 5851-nucleotide messenger RNA. Its product is annotated as DDB1- and CUL4-associated factor 8. The record is from RefSeq and is a predicted model, not a curated record. Lineage: Eukaryota; Metazoa; Arthropoda; Insecta; Lepidoptera; Noctuidae. Gene Ontology annotation, molecular function: protein binding. Gene Ontology annotation, cellular component: cytoplasm; Cul4-RING E3 ubiquitin ligase complex.
UAAUGGUAACACCAUUAUUUUUGUCCUUGUUCUUGUUGCCAAAAACGCUCACUAAAAUUUUGGAAAAAUCCUCCAUUGAAUACUCACAAUCAGCCUCAGUUUACUUUUGAAAAUUGUUUCAUUAAAUAAGCUGAAGUUCUGUUGCGUUGCUAUAUUUCUUUUCAACUUCGCUUUAAGUACAUUGUAGAUUAUUGUUUUCAUCGUAAGAAGCAGCAAUGGAAGAUAAUUCCUCGAGCGAUGACGAAAUUCCUUCCUCAUCUACUGGACCCAAGUCCGGAGGAAAAAAGAUAAAACUUAACGAUGGAAGUUCGCAAGAUAGUGUCAAGGAAACUGUUGUGUCGGAGAGUAAAGAUGAGAAUGUGGACAGUGGAGUGUCGGCGGAUAAGUCCGAGAGCACUAGUAGCGACGACCGUGCUGAGCGUGCUGAGGGUGCUCCAGCACCGGUGCAGGGCCCAUCGAACGAGGAGGUGAUCGUAGCGCCUUCCAGCAGUAAUGUCCGUGCGAUCCUAUUGAAUAUUAAACGUCCUAAGUGGAGUAGAAAUUAUAGGAAACGCAAGACGCCUGGCAGAGAUUCAGACAGUGACUCUUCAAGGGACUCUGAUGAUUUAUCUGUAGAUGAGACUACUACCCCUUCAGGAGCUAAUGAUACUUCUAAUACCAACACAAACUCCGAAACAGAGAGUGAACAUGAUAUUAGGAGGUUGGCUGACUUCCUUACUCCUGAGUCUGAUAUGAGUUGUCACAGUAAUAGUGCUUCAUCAAGCUCUUCAGAUACUCCUGGGAGCUUUGCUUCAGACAAUAUUUUGGGGAUUCCAUCCGGAGACUCAGACACUGAUGAUGAGGCUCCUGCAAAUCGGACUUUGGAAAAUGAUGCCACCGAAGACACUGAGGCCUCAAUACCACCUGUGUUACUCAAAGCCAGACCUAAACACAGCUAUUUGCUACUCAGAGAAAUAAUGAACCGGGAGAUGGGGCUGACAUUUCCCUGCGGCAAGACCGCGCAAGACCACGCCGUGUUCGAGAGCAGGUUCUACGGAUCCCUACAUGCGGUAUACAGACUGAAGAAGUUACACAAUCUCAAUAAACACAGAGGCUGUGUGAAUUGCAUUAAUUUUCAUCCUGAAGGUCAACUCCUAGCGUCAGGGUCAGAUGAUACAAACGUAGUGUUAUGGGAUUGGGCUCGUAACAAAGCCUUGUCUACAAUCAAAACAGGCCACAAAUCCAAUGUGUUUCAAAGCAAGUUCCUAUAUCUUAAUGGCAAGAGUCAAGUGAAUAUUGUCACAUGUGCUAGGGAUGGACAGGUUCGUCUCCUCCAAUCCCACCCGAGCGGCGGAGCCAACGCAGCUCGUCGCAAGUUGUGCUCGCACUCCCGCGCCGCGCAUAAAUUGCACGUGUCUGCUUACGAGCCGCAUAUUGUUUUAUCUGCAGGAGAGGACGGUCUUGUAAUGCAGAGUGAUGUCAGAGCUGAACAUCCUUCCAGACUAUUACAACUGAAGGAUCGUUCGGUGGUGAUCCCGCUAUACAGUGUAUGCGGGCACCCAAUAGAGACCCAGUACUUCAUAGUGGCCGGCAGGGACAAAUAUGUGAGACUCUACGACCGACGAAAGUGCACUAAACCAAUUGGCUACUUCUGCCCAGCCUCAUUCAGCGAGAACUCACGUACGCCGGAAAACCAGCAGACGGAUAACCUGGUGGUAAGCAAUCAGCGUCGCCGAUGGAUACCCGCUACACUUGAGCAGAUACAAGGAACGGUGAGAAGAAAAGUUCGGUUGUCUAUGAUGCACCUCACCUGCGCAGUUUAUAACCACAACGGAACUGAAAUUGUCGGCUCCUAUAAUGAUGAGGAUAUUUACCUGUUUGAUGUCAAAAAGGAUGUUAUGGUUGAUAAGACCAACACAAGUGAACGUGAGACUGUAGGCUACACACAUCGGUUCAGUGGACAUCGCAACAGUGCGACGUUCAAAGGCGUGGCGUUCUAUGGACCGAAGAGCGAAUACGUGGUCUCUGGGUCCGAUUGCUCCUAUAUUUAUAUCUGGGACAAGAAGACGGAGUCUAUUGUGCAGUGGUUAGUCGGAGAUCUGAACGGAGUCGUCAAUUGCAUAGAAUCCCACCCGAAAUGUCCAGUGCUGGCGACUAGCGGGCUCGACAAAGAUGUUAAGAUUUGGAUGCCUAAGAGUCAAUACGACCCGACAUACGAUGGCAUAGAAAAAGUGAUACGCGAAAACAACAUGACUCAGCAAAGAAGUCCGCUGUUUAGUGAUUUUUUACCUACACUAUAUAGUGCGUGGAGAGGAGAGAACAGACUGUUUUCUGACGACGACAGUCUACCGUCGGGGAACAUCGAAUUCGAUGGCAACGUAUGCACUACCUUCUAAAGACUCAGCGACGACCGUUACGAAUAGAUUUAAACGCAGCGAAGUUAUCUGAGAUUUUGUUGUUAUUAUUUUGUUAAAUUUCAUUGGUUGGUUAGUAACGUAAGAUUACGAUUACGACGUUAAGGUGGAGGUAGAAAACUAAAUGUGUGUAUCAGAACAUGUUCUACUACUGAAUAGUACCUAGGAAGCCAUGUUACUAGGUGAGAUAAGAUUGCGGUGUUUAAAUUAGAGCCAAUUUUUCAAUGGUCAGAUAAUUGUUAACUGUGGGAUAACUUUCAAAUUUUGACAAUUCUUCCGUACUAAAAGCUGUCAACUGUCAAUUUUAUUCUACAGGAAUUAAGUAAUGACUGAAAAAUUGGCCCUCAAUCAGUUUUGCAUUAUAUAAUUUAAAGUUUUUAAACUCUGUUGGUUUUUGUACUUUUAUUGUGGAGUUAGUCGUUCUUGUUGAUGGACAAGUUGUAAUGUUGCUAUUUGGAUCGAAAUUCAUGAUUGAUUCGAUUCUCAGAUGUUCAUCGGCUGACACGCUAAAUAAAUCGGUACUAACCGGUUGCUAUGUCAAACAUUUUUGUCGUUAAAUUAUCCAACAUAAUAUCGAACUAAAGAAAUAUACUCGUCAAAUGUUAAGUUAAGAGCCGAUUUUUCCAUCGCCAGAUAAAUUAUAUCGAAGUAAUAAUUUUGAAUAUUUGACAAUUCUAAAUACUGUCUCAUGUCAAUUUUAUUAUAUAGUUAAGAAUUAUAUGUUGAUUGAAAAAUCCGCCCUAAGACCAACAGUUGUCCAAGCAUUCAAGACACUAAUAUCUCAAUAAUUUCUUGAUAUUUUUUGGUGAUUUAAUAUGUAACGUUUGAUAGAUGGUCUCAGGUAGCAUUAUUUAUUUUGUAAAUAUUAACACGCUUUUAGGGAAUAGAACGCGUGACACCUGUUACUAUCACUUACAGGUUAUAUUGCGUCAAGUGUUAAUAUUAAUUGUAUACGAGUCUAAACAACACGCGAUGUCACCGCGUGUAGUACGAAGUCUGUUCUUACCUUUAUUUUUUUACUUUUAAAAAUCAUACCGCUGCAUUUAGAUCUAGACUUAACAAAAUUGAUAUAACUAGGAAUUAGUUUCUCAUCUAACAUUAAUCAUUCACGUUUAAUUUGUAAUUGUAAUGCCAAACAUACACAUGUAAACAUUAGUUGUUUUAUAGUUACAAGACGCUUGUGGUUUUUGAAAUAUAAACGGUAAUGAUAAAGUGCUAUUUAUAAAUAUUAUCUGUAUUAUUUCAAAUAUCAUUGACCUAGUAACAGUUAGUAUACAAACAAAAUGGCUACCGGAUUAGCGGUAUCCGGAUUCCGUAUUUACGAUACGACCUAACUAAACGUGCUGUUAAUAACAUCUUAAUUAGAUUUUAUUAUACAAAUAUUAUCAUAAAUUUGUUUAAGAACAUUAAACAUUGGUAUACAGCUGAUUUUAAAGCAUUAAAUGACGGAGAAAAUGAGGGAAUUUGUUUAAAUUUCGCUCUAAAAAAGUUGCCAAGUUGCCAGUUACAAUAAUGUUUGCAUACUGGCAAUGAUAUCCUAUGAAUGAUUGCAUAAAGGUCAUGUGUAAUCUCCGCACGUAUUACGGGACGCUCCGCUGACGCAACUUUGACUGGCGUCUUAGUCAUGAUUUGUAUUUAUAAUAUCUAUUUACAAAUGACCUGUACUAUGUCUAGGUACUGGAUUUAGGCUAGCUUGUUUACCGUUAUGGACUUCAGACAUGCAUUUACACUGGUAUAUUCAGUAUAUUCAAGCUAAGUGAUAUAUGAAAAGAAAUAAAACCUCUUUCAUUUUUCUAUGUGUGUUCAUCAUCAUUAGUCUAUGUGAAAGUUUAAAAACUACUUUUUUGUAAAUAAAAUUCAAAAAUAAAUACCACGCAUUUUGCGAAGAUAAAAAUUAUGCACAGAUUAUGUAUUAUUAUUUUAAGAAACUGAAAUUCUGAAUAGUAAACAAUAAAACAUUUUCUACUUUUAUAUUACAAAUAUGUAGAACGACAGCACAGUGAUCUUAAUUUAAAUAAAAUAAAACUAUAAAACAGCAAUACAAGGAAAAAUGUAAAGUGUCCUCAUCAUAGUACCAACUGAGCAAAAACGAAAGAAUUUCGAAAUACCUAAUAAAGAAUCAGCAAAAAUUUAUAAAAUUUUGGUUAUUAUACAGAUUAUAUUACAUAGAAAAAAAAGCCUUUUAACUUUAAUUUUUAAUACAACUGUUUCUACGAAUAAAAGACCACAAGUGUCGUAGUUUGAUAGCUUUGGAAUUUGUAAACGGUAAAAUAAUUUUUAUAUUAUAAUAUUAUGUAUAUGCCUGUGAUAUACUGAUUUGAUUUAUAAAUUAGAGGAUAUGUUGUUUGUAAUUAGUUUUGAAAGGAUGUGGUAGUUGACAUAAUGGAGAGUUCAUUGAAAUAUUCAAAAUAAGAAUGAUACAAAAAAUGUAAACAAUCAAAACUAAUUUUGUAUUCCUUUAAAGUUUGAAGUAGAUAAUGAUAUGUCGUGGUAUUUUUAACUGGAAAGGAAUAGUCUAGAUUGCUCAGUUUGUAAAUCCAGCAUGGCUAAAAGUAUCUAUAUUUUUUUCUUCGUAAUUUCUAGGAAUCUGUAGACAGUUGCACUUGCAACACAAAUCUCGCUUAUUUAACCGUGUACUCAAACUAUUGUAUCUUUCAUCUUUUUAGAAUAAAAUAAAUACAUAGAAUUCAUAGUUUCUAGCAGUUUACUAUUUUGUCUUUAUACCUAAGUCUUACAAUAAUAAUAGCAUUUGCAAAAAUUUAAAUGGAUGGUGAAUGGUAAACUUUAAAUACCAUGCGCUUAAGUUUAUCUUUCGUCGAAAUGUAUUGUUCAUUACGACAAUAGUUUUUAAAGUUUUGUUAUUUAUCUUUAUGUACAUCUCUACCAUAUCAUAUACAAGUUUAUCAUGACUAAAAAUAAGAUGCCAACUAAGAAAUUGUAUCAAAUCAAUUCGAAAGAGUAAAACUGAACCUAAGUUUAGUUAAAUUAUAAAUACCUAAAACAUUAUAUAGACCAAAACUACAUACUUGCGUAGUUUUGUAACAUUUUUUCCUGCUGAUCGGUUUUUUUAGUAUGUAAAAAUAACAAUGUUUCAAUAAACAUUAUAUUAGGUGUCAAUGUCAACUAUUAUUAUAUUGUAUUUUAGACGUGACCAGUUAAAUAAAGCGUUGAUUUUAACGAAAAUCAACUUACUUUUGUUGAGAAGUAAGGUAUAAUUAUUGUUGCUUGUCUAGGAAUUGCUGAAAAUAUACAUACAUACAUGGAACCACUGUUGCGUCUAAAAUAUUAUACAUAUUAAACUUUUUCUUUACUUUGUUUGCCACCGCUCAUCUAGGUCAUAUGAUUCUAUUAUUUUAGUUGAGUGUAUUUUAUUUAUCGUUAGUGCUAUCGUCUCCCAAUGUGUGGAGUAAAAUGUAAGGUUUAGUCCCAAUGUGUAAAUAAAUGAUGAUUUUAAAUAA